AUGGCUGUCGGCAUCGAUACCGGCGAAUAUGAUGUCGUCAUCGUCGGUGGAGGGCCGGUCGGUCUGCUGAUGGCCUACCAGCUGAAGCGCUUCGGCGUGUCGGUCUGCGUGUUUGAGCAGUACGACAAGAACACGCAGGACGCCUACGGCCGCGCCAUUGCGCUCUUCCCCAGAACCACCGAGCAGCUUGACCAGCUCGACUUGAUCGAGCCCAUGCUGCAGCUCGGGUUCGCCUGCCGCACGAGUGUCACCUACAAGGAUGGUGAGAGAAUCAUCCCCGGCCGAGUCUGGACAUUUAUGGAGAACAUCAAGGACACCGCCUACGACUUUACACUUGUCCUGCGCCAGAUGUACACCGAAGAGAUCCUCCGUGAGAAGCUCGAGUCCAUUGGCGCGCCUUACUACCAAUCCGUUCAGUGCAUCGAUUUCGAGAUCGACCAGUCCGCGCCACUCAAUUCCUUCGCAGUGACGUCGAUUUUUACAGAUCUGAAGACGCAGAAGCCAUUCAAGCUGAAGAGCAAAUACCUCAUCGGCGCUGAUGGCGGCCGCAGUUUUGUGCGCCGACAUAUCGGCAUUCCCUUUGACGGUGACACCUCAGAAGACAAGUGGAUACGGAUUGACGGCAUCGUCGAGACUGAUAUGCCUCUGAACCGCUCCUACGGUGCCAUUGAGAGCAAGACACACGGCAAUGUCCUCUGGGCCCCCCUCGACCACGGCGCCACUCGCAUCGGCUACGCCUACACCCCGGAGAUCGCUGCCAAGUACCCCGACGGCGUGACCGAGGAAGUCGCCGUCAAAGAGGCCAUCGAAAGCAUGAAGCCCUUCCAUGUUAAAUUCAAGGAAGUCCACUGGUGGACACUAUACACAAUUGGCCAGCGCAUCGCGCGCACCUUCUCCGCAAAUGACCGCGUCUUCCUCUGCGGCGACGCCGCGCAUACACAUAGCAGCGGCGCGGCGCAGGGCCUCAACACGGGCAUCCACGAUGCCGUCAACCUGGGUUGGAAGCUCGCGCUGCAAAUCCGUGGCGUGACGAGCCCAGAGGUCUUGCGGACGUACUCGGCCGAGCGGUUGACGGCCGUGCAGCGCCUCAUCAACUAUGACAAGGAUAUCUCGCUUCUCAUGACGCACAAGUGGCCCUCGUGGUACAAGGGCGACCCGGACGCCGAUCCCUACCUCGUCCUGGGGCAGAUCUUUGAGGAAGCAGCGUCGUUCAAUACGGGGCUGGGGAUCACGUACCCAGCCAACGUGCUGAAUCAGGAAUCAAAGCUGGAGCUGGCAGUCGUACCGGGAAGCAGGCCGCCCGAUGUGGAGCUGACGAUGCCGGGCACGAAUCAGCGCGUGCGGUUGCAGCGUGUGACACGCAAUAUGGCCAAGUUCUGGGUCCUGGUGUUUACCGGGAACGUCGACGUGACGCGGUCAUCCGUCCAAAGGCUGGAGUCUCAUCUCGCGUCAGCGCAGGGAGUCAAGGGGCACAAGGCCGUUGGCUGGAUCACGGUCAGCCCCGUCGCCGGCUGCUCUCCCUACGAGGCAUUGGGCACCAAGCCGAUGGGGGACACGUACUUCGACACCAGCAGCUUGGCACACGAGAAGUUUGGUGUCAGCAUGAGCGAGGGCGGAAUGGCAGUCCUCCGGCCAGACGGGCUCCUUGGUUCAGCUGGCCCUAUUGAAGCCCAGUGGUUGUUAGAUUAUCUGACCAAGGUUUUAGUGUUGUAG
This is a messenger RNA of Thyridium curvatum, 1713 nucleotides long. RefSeq lists its product as uncharacterized. Lineage: Eukaryota; Fungi; Ascomycota; Sordariomycetes; Thyridiales; Thyridiaceae. Bases 1 to 1713 code for a protein of 570 amino acids. The transcript is spliced from 5 exons. The record is from RefSeq and is a predicted model, not a curated record. Gene Ontology annotation, molecular function: FAD binding.